CACUCUCUCACCAAUUUUCCAUAACACGCGAUGCCAGAACAGCCACUAUCGAAAAACCAGUGCUGACCCUAGGUACAAGACGGCAUCUGCAUCAACAAUUCCUGAAUUGACACUCAUAUUCGGCAACGGGCCCUUCGAGACCAUCGCGGGUCAUGCCGCUGUCGCCUGCCCAGCAUUCUCUCUCUCUCUCUCUCUCUCUCUCGCUCUCUCUCUCUCUCUCUCUCUCUCUCUCUGCUUCUCCAAAAACAAGAGCGGGGACCGAACAUCGUCAUUUAGGUCGCGGAAUACCGCCCGUCGACCGGUUGACCAGGAGAGCGAGAACCUCGCUAUCAAUACAGACAGUCACGGGCAAGCUGCUGCAGUCUCGUACGUCUGCCAGAACUGCUGGGGAUAAUGACCAAGCAACGCGAAUUUACUUCAGGAAGUCAACGGGACUGCGUCUGACUCUAUAAACAACCCUGCGAUCCAGUCACCAUUGCCUGCUCUCCAAUGAAGAACAGGCCGUGGAAGUGAAUCUCGAUGUCGAUUCCACUUGCACACUCAGUGUGCUUCCCAGACAAGCCAGCUCGCGCUUCUCGACGUGUCAG
Messenger RNA from Colletotrichum phormii, 587 nucleotides. RefSeq lists its product as uncharacterized. The coding region runs from base 153 to 452 and encodes 99 amino acids. The transcript has a single exon. The record is from RefSeq and is a predicted model, not a curated record. NCBI's taxonomy places the organism in Eukaryota, Fungi, Ascomycota, Sordariomycetes, Glomerellales, Glomerellaceae.